Molecule: messenger RNA, 747 nt
Organism: Penicillium chermesinum
Lineage: Eukaryota; Fungi; Ascomycota; Eurotiomycetes; Eurotiales; Aspergillaceae
Product: chromo domain-containing protein
Exons: 1
Coding region: 1-747 (248 amino acids)
Molecular function (GO): nucleic acid binding
Source: RefSeq, a predicted model, not a curated record
AUGCAUCAAUGGCCGCUGGCUAUCCCCGCAAUCCAGAUGGCUUUAAACUCCUCUCUGAAAACGCCAACCGGUAUGACACCUCAUCAGCAGCUUUACGGGAUGGAACUCCGCCAACCUUGGGACCUGCUUAGACAAGCGGCCCAACCGGAUAAGACCUUUUCCGCUCGAGUCGACGCUGAGACAGCAAUCAAGUUCGCAGCAAUGGCAAUGAAGAAACGUUACGACGCUCAGCAUGCACCUAUCCAUUUUACUGAAGGGCAAUUAGUCUACUUGAGGCUUAGGACAGCCUACGAUAUUCCUGCCAAUGUUGGACUCCCUCGAAAGCUUGCACAAAAAUAUGCAGGACCCUUCAAGGUUCUCCGCAGAGUGGGCAAACCGGCGUACCACCUUGAGCUCCCAGCAGACGAUGCACGCUGGCGCCGGAUUCACCCAGUGAUUAGUGUGGCCUACCUGGAACCAGCACCGCAGGGGGAUGACCCCUGGAAACGCUCACCAGAAGAAGGAGAGCACCGACCUACUACCGACGACCGUUUUCCACAGGAUACCGUCUACGAAGUCGAGGAGUUACUGAAUAAGAGAGUACGCCAUGCCCGCGGGCGUCAGCGAAAGGACGGAACGCGCAGACUUAUUACUGAAUACCUCGUCCGCUGGACGAACCGUCCGGAAACAGAGGAUGAGUGGGUUAAUGUCGAAGAUCUUAUCGGCUGCGCGGAGCUGAUCCGCGAGUAUGACGAACGCCACGCCUAA